This is a messenger RNA of Sparassis crispa, 5496 nucleotides long. Its product is annotated as Transposon Tf2-9 polyprotein. Gene Ontology annotation, biological process: DNA integration. The transcript is spliced from 5 exons. The coding region runs from base 1 to 5496 and encodes 1831 amino acids. The record is from RefSeq and is a predicted model, not a curated record. Lineage: Eukaryota; Fungi; Basidiomycota; Agaricomycetes; Polyporales; Sparassidaceae. Gene Ontology annotation, molecular function: nucleic acid binding.
AUGUCCAGAACCCCUAGUCUAGGGUUACACCGGAUCCAACUCCGGACCUUCUUCUUAUCGCGCAUGCAAGACGUGCAUGCCACACAGAAGAAUUUAUCCACGCUGGAUUUUAACUACAUCAACCCGACCGCUCUUCCAGAGCAGUACCGCGAGCACCUCCCAUCCCAAGCGGAGUGGAGCACAGAACGAAACGCACAUUUCGUAGGAGGAAGGCCUGUAUUCAUCAGGCCAGACAAUCACAACUUCGACUACUCCCCAGAGGAAUUUGAAAGGACACUUCCCCAUAAUCUUGGUGGAAUAGUGCUCCAGCACAUCGCAGACAGCGAUAUAACGACCUCCUAUCCAGGAGAAAGACCAGACGCCCCUUGGAACCCCCCUGCCCAGAAUCCUGUACCCCAACCGACUCUUGCACCAAUCGUACCCGAUUACAUACCACCGAUGGCUACAGUUACCAUGGAUGAAGGACGUCACCAUGCUAGCCAGAAGGAACUUGGUUUUAGAAAACCCGAGAUCUUCAACGGUUCAGACCGUUCAAAGCUUAGGGAAUUUAUAAACCAAUGCAAGAACUACAUGGCCGGAAAUAGCCAUGUCUACCAGGAGGACAAUCAGAAGAUCGCAUUCGUGCUAUUGCACAUGCAAGGAGGAACAGCAGGAUCAUGGGCACAGAGCUUCAUAGAAACGGAACUCACCAAUGAUGACUUCCUUUCUUAUGGGAGUUGGAGAGACUUCAUUGCAAGUGUGAACAAAGCAUUUGGCGAUGAAAAUAUUGAAGAAACCGCUCGUACCUUGCUGCGUAACAUCAAGCAAGGAACUCGUACUGCGGACGACUACAUUGCCGAAUUCCGAUCGCUUGAAUCCAAGGCGAAACUAGAAGAUGCCGGAAAUAUCGAGUAUUUCAAGUGGGGACUUAACGACCCACUCCGACAAAGGAUAUAUGGGAUGGAAAGCAUGCCCAAGACACUUGACAAGUGGUACAAAUACGCCUCGCGGUUUGAUAACCAAUGGAGAUCUGCUCAGAUCUUCAAGCGAGGAGCCACUACGACGACACGAAGAAAGGGCCGAUCUGUCCAUCGUCCCUACUACUCGGCUUCUGCAAAGGAUCCAAAUGCGAUGGAUGUUGAUCGUGUCAAUAUCUCGCGCUUAUCCCCAGACGAGCGACAGAAGAGAAUGAAAGAAGGAUUAUGUUUCCUAUGCGGAAAGAAGGGCCAUAUAGCCAACGACAGACAAUUUCACCCCCAGUCUGGAAGUUUCACCCGUGCUAGAACGAUACAGCCCGGGUUAGACACAGACACGAUCACAUGGAUCAAGAAGAUGCGAGAAGACCUCGCACAGAAGAAGGAGACGUCGAAGGAAGAAACCAGAGAGGAACAGAUCGCCUAUGUGCGAAACGUCUUCAACGACAUGACUGACGAAGAACGAACCCAAUUGGCCGAAACGUUCAUGAACAUUCGUUUUGCGGAAGAAAACGAUUUCAUCAGAUGGGAAUUACCAAAACCGAUUACAGUCAUGAAUGCAGAUGGCACACCAAAUCAAAUGGGCACCAUUACUCAUUGUACCUGGAAGAUGAUGAAAAUCGGAGGAAGGAAGACGCUUACUCGCUUCCUCUUGACCGGCAUUGGCAAAGAAAACAUACUUCUCGGCAUGCCGUGGCUUAAACGCCUCAAUCCGAUGAUCAACUGGGAAACCGGUGACUUUUGGUUUGGUAAAGACGCCAAAUGGCCACCGAAACCCACCGUCGAAGAUGCACCAGAUAAAGAAGUUUCGAUUUUCAAGGAAGAUGGACUCCCAGAGUUAAUCACCACCGAAACUUCCCCUACCUCGUUUAGACAUUCGGAGUCUAUUAGAGAAAUCAUGGCCGAUAACACUGAGCGUGGCGAGUUACCCGCAGUGCGGAAUGAUACUGAACCAGAUGACCCACCAUCAGAAACCCCUAUGGAUCAGCUCGAUGACGACGAUCUAGUUAUAUCCUAUAUCGCAGGAGAGCCAGUCAUUGGGAUAUUUGAACCCAUCAGGAAGGAGUCACCUUUGACGAAUGAAGAGACUGAAACCGCAGUCUUCACCAUACGAAGAGGCCCCGCCAUUGGAAGAAUGACACACAGUACUCGAUCCCCAUUAUUCUGUAACGCACAGAAUACGGUCUUUUACAAACCAUCCGGUAAAUCACAAGAAUUGGCACAACAGGCACACAAGGAAGCAUCAGCUGUAGACAAACCCAAAACCGUCGAGGAGUUGGUCCCCAACUACCUCCACGAUUUGAAGUCCGUCUUUGAAAAGAAAGCAGCUGAACGCUUUCCAGAAACCAGGCCUUGGGACCACGCCAUUGACUUGAAACCCGAUUUUAUUCCACGCGACUGUAAAGUCUAUCCGUUAUCGCUCAAAGAACAAGGAGCGAUGGAUGACUUCCUGGAAGAAAAUCUGCGAAAAGGAUACAUCCGACCGUCGAAAUCUCCCAUGGCUUCACCAUUUUUCUUCGUAGGAAAGAAAGACGGAGCACUACGUCCCUGUCAGGAUUACCGAUACCUGAAUGAAGGGACGGUGAAGAACGCCUAUCCUCUUCUGCUCAUCUCUGACCUUAUGGAUCAAUUCAAAGGUGCAUCGAUCUUUACAAAAAUGGAUUUACGCUCCGGAUAUAACAACGUCAGAAUCAAAGAUGGUGACCAAUGGAAGGGCGCAUUUAAGACAAAUCGCGGACUUUUCGAACCUAUGGUCAUGUUCUUUGGACUCUGCAACUCCCCGGCGACUUUCCAAAUGAUGAUGAACGCACUCUUCAAGGACAUGAUCGAUGAGGGAUGGAUAGUCAUUUACAUGGAUGAUAUCCUCAUCUUCUCAAACGAUUUGGAAGAACAUCACGUUCGAACCCGACGCGUACUCCAACGACUCGAAGACAACGACUUAUUCCUUAAACCGGAAAAGUGUUUCUUUGACGUUAAAGAAGUCGAAUUCCUAGGCAUGAUCAUUCGAGAAAACUACAUUGGCAUGGACCCUAUCAAACUUAAAGGAAUUGCAGAAUGGCCUGAACCAAGCACGGUAAAAGGUGUUCGCUCUUUCCUAGGGUUUGGAAACUUCUAUCGGAAGUUUAUUGCCAACUUCUCGGAUAUUGCCAAACCAUUGACGAAUCUUACGCGCACUGCCGCUGGAUCCCCACCUUUUGAAUGGACGACAGAAUGUCAGACAGCUUUCGACACGUUGAAGCAACGAUUCAGUACCGCACCAGUACUGUUACUGCCUGACAAGGCAAAACCCUUUAUUGUUGAAUCCAACGCCUCCAAGUUUGCUACGGGUGCAGUUUUACGCCAAGCCGACAUCAAUGGAGACCUCCAUCCUUGUGCCUACAUUUCACAGACGUUCAAUCCAGCUGAACGGAACUACGAAAUCUACGACCGCGAACUCCUCGGAAUCAUUCGAGCCCUCACUGAAUGGCGCCAUUAUCUUGAAGGCUCUCCCCAUCCCGUCGAAGUUCGUAGUGAUCACAAGAACCUCACGUACUUCCGUACAGCUCAGAAGUUAAACCGCCGACAAGCACGAUGGAGUCUCAAAUUAUCACAAUUUGAUCUUCACCUCAUCCAUGUCCCUGGCACUCAGAUGAUCCAAUCUGAUGCGCUAUCUCGUCGUAACGGACUCGAUGACAGUGAAAAUGACAAUGAAGAUCGCGUUCUUUUACCCAACGCACUAUUCGUGCGAUCCAUUUCCCCGACACUAUUCGACGAAAUCAGGAAUCAUGCAGCAAAAGACCUCAUUGUUCACGAAGCCCUCGAAGCGAUUGCGCACAAAGGGCCAUUUCCCAUGAAAUCAUCGCUUUCUGACUGGGAAGUUCGCGAUGGUGUCAUCCUCUACAAGGGAAAGAUCUACGUUCCACCAUCCGAAACUCUUCGUCGUGACCUCGUUCGACUACAUCACGACUCCCCUGCCAUGGGUCACCCUGGAAAGUUCAAUACUCUUGAACUGUUACGUCGUGAAUUCUGGUGGCCCGGCAUGUAUACAUUUGUCUACAAUUAUGUUGAAGGCUGUGCCGCCUGUCAACAAAUGAAACCGAAUACUCAUCCAACUCGUAUUCCUUUGAAACCAAUUCCCGCCGACCCACACGCAUUACCAUUUUCCUGUUGCACCACCAAUUUUAUUACCGACCUCCCCGUUUCCAACGGUUUUGAUUCAAUUAUGGUCGUAGUAGACCAUGACCUUACGAAGGGGGUGAUUCUUACGCCCUGCCUCAAAACGAUCACAGCCGAAGGAACGGCCAAGAUUUUUCAUGACAAAGUAUACUCGCGAUUUGGAUUACCCGACCGAAUCAUCUCGGAUAGAGGACCUCAAUAUGCAUCCAAGGUCUUUCAAGAGUUAAAUCGACUACUCCAGAUCAGAUCAUCAAUGAGCACAGCUUAUCACCCUCAGACGGACGGAGAAACAGAGCGAGUCAACCAGGAGCUGGAAAUCUAUCUUCGACUCUAUUGUGGAAACAACCCUGAAACAUGGGCCGACCGCCUGCCAGACCUCGAGUUUUGUCAUAACACAAGGGAACACUCGGCACGGAAGAUGAGCCCAUUCCGCAUCAUGAUGGGAUACGAACCACGUGGACUCCCUUCUGUAUUUCCGACCACGAACAUUCCAUCGGUUGAAUCCAGGCUUGACAUGUUGCAGAAGAUAAGACUAGAAGCACUAGCCAUGCACGAGUUAGCCCGACAACAGAUGGCGGACCGAGUCAGACAAGGAUCGCCGAAGUUUACACUAGGACAGAAGGUCUGGCUAGACUCGAGGAACCUGAAGGUCAAUUACGCCUCGCGCAAGAUAGCACCAAAGCGUGAGGGGCCAUUCGAAAUUGUCGAAGUCAUCGGACCGGCCAACUAUCGUCUCAAACUCCCAAAGACCUGGCGAGUUCAUCCCGUAUUCCACGCCGCCCUUCUAUCUCCUUAUCGCGAAAACGACAUACAUGGUCCGAAUUACAUGAACCCACCACCUGAUGUCGUUGAUAACGAAGAAGAAUUUUCUUUUCCAUUCAAUGGGCAACCCAAUAGCCUGCCGGAUACAUCUGCUGGCUCCGUUGCACCACAUAACACCAUUGUCAAUAAGCCAUCAAUUGAGAUGCUCGGCAGGGUGUCAUUCUUUACACUGUUACAUCCAGUACAAGGGAACCAAGCAGCCAUCGGACGACACUGCCCCGACGCGCCCCUCGGGCUUGCACGCGCGCCGUGGCACACCACCUGGGAGUGCUUUGCCUGCCUCGCCCUCACGCACCUUGCCGUUGUCCACGCGGUGAGCCCUUCCGUGCCCACAACUGCCCUCCUCCCCAUGCUCCACUGCCUGCUCUCCCCGCCCUCCUCCCUCGCUGUCGCAGCAGGCCCACCUAACCUGCAGCUCGUCCUCGUGCAGGUCAUCGGAGGCGCGUGCAAUGCGUCUGCUGCACAUGCAUAUACGGCCACGCUCAAUGCCACGGCGACCACCGCGGGCGGGCCUGUGCUGCGCAUCAUCACCGAGUGUGCGCCGCUGUUGGUUGUGCGCCAGUGA